CAACUUAUUACAAAUAAAAAUCAUUAUAAAAGUACACCCAAUUGCUAGUUUUUUUUAGUAACCAAAACUUGGCUGGCUUUCUUGUUAAAAGCUUAAGGUUAUAAUUAAUAGGUGAUGGUUAGUAGGUCUAAAAGAGAGAUAAGAGAGCUGUGUAGUUGGGAGCUCAUUCAAUGAAAACUAAUGUCAUUUAGUGAAUGAUAGCCGGUGAUCACGUUGCUGUCAUAUUCAGGCCUCUUAAAUGGGUCCCCUAACCUCAUCAUGUGAAGAGCUUAAGUCAGAGUCGGUGUGUGAGUGAGUCUGAGACUUCUCAAAUAAUCAAAAUAUAUCACCACUAUAUAACAAGGUUUCAAGCACUCCAUUCUCUUGUGCCUUAACCUUAAUAUUUUAUAACAACAAGGAGUGAGUUUUCUCUUCUACACUCUCUCUAUUGGUAUUAUAUUCUUUACAAUUCCCAAUGCGGAUUUUAGCACUGUUGUGCUUUUGGGUGUCUUUGGCUUUGGUAGUUAGCUUUUGCUACGGUGAUGAUGACAAGACAGUUGAGGUAGUUGGGAUUGGAGAAUGUGCCGACUGCUCUCAGCAUAACUUCGACACAAAACUUGCCUUUUCAGGUCUUCGUGUAACAAUAGACUGUAAAACACCAGGUGGGCACUUCAAAACAAGAGGAUCAGGGGAGUUAGACGAAGAAGGAAAGUUCAAAGUGUCACUCCCUAAAGACAUCUUAGAUAAGGAAUCAAAACUUAAUGAAGAAUGCUAUGCACAACUCCAUAGUUCAUCAUAUGGACCUUGUCCUGCCCGUGAUGGCUUAGAGUCCUCUAAAAUACUCUCCCAAACCAUUAAACCCCCUUCUACCAAUGAUAACAAUGAUCAUAACAAAUACACUUUUGGACUAGCUAAGGGAAAACUCAAGUUCUCACCUAUAACAUGCGCUUCAGCCUUUUUUUGGCACCAUUUCCACAAAAAACACCCACUUUGUGCUCCUAAAACCCCUGAACAAGCCCCCCAAAAGCCCCCACCAGCACCAGCGCCAAAGAAAGAACUCCCUACUCCUUCCCCCCAAAAGAAGCCAAACCCUUCAAAAGAGAAAGCUCCAAAGAAAGAGCCUUGUCCUCCAAAAGUCAAUAAACCUCCAAAAAAAGAGGUCCCCAAGAAGAAGCCUUGUCCUCCCAAACCAGACAUAAAGCCUCUUCCACCAAGUGUUCCUGUCUAUAAUAAACCUCCAACACCAGUUUAUUACAAGCCCAAACACCCUUUUUUCAAGCACCCUUUUUACAAGCACCCUUUCUUUAAGCAUCCUUUCUUUAAGCAUCUCCCACCUUUCCCUAAGAUCCCUUAUCACCCUCUUUUCCCUAAGCUCAAGCUCCCUCCUUUCUUUGACCAUCCCAUGUUUGGAAAAACACCCGCCACCCAACAUCCUUAGUGUCGUUUUGCUUGUAAUUGGGGAUGAAGAUAUGUCGUUUUUUGGUGGAGCAUGUUCUCUUGUUGUUAUCCUAAUUAAUAAAGAUUGCCAAGCUCCAUAUAUAUAUUUUUAUUUUUUUUUAAGAAGAAAGUGACUUAAUGAGAGACAUAUAGAGUUGGGAUGAAGUUUUAGGGAAUAAUUGUGUUGAUUUUGAUUUUCAUUAUUUAGCUGGUUCAUUUGUGUGGAGUCAGAUUGUUCUUUAAUUAAUUAUAAUUAUAUUAUAUUUGUUGGGGGAUCUUUUUGGUUUUGUUUAUGUAAAGGUUUAAUGACAAAUGCUUAUGAAUUUGGAAUCAA
Molecule: messenger RNA, 1750 nt
Organism: Cannabis sativa
Lineage: Eukaryota; Viridiplantae; Streptophyta; Magnoliopsida; Rosales; Cannabaceae
Product: proline-rich protein 4-like
Exons: 2
Coding region: 455-1417 (320 amino acids)
Source: RefSeq, a predicted model, not a curated record